Molecule: messenger RNA, 1078 nt
Organism: Closterium sp. NIES-67
Lineage: Eukaryota; Viridiplantae; Streptophyta; Zygnematophyceae; Desmidiales; Closteriaceae
Source: the annotation of a GenBank genome assembly
CUCGCGCUCUUCACUUCUCGCGCUCUUCACUUCUCGCGCUCUUCCUGCUCGUCGUCUGCUCUCCCUCUCCACCAUCCGAAAUUCGACCACUGGUUGCAGCGGCAUUCGCGUGCCACAGACGAGACACAGUGGAGACUUACUAGACUAGCGCCCCUGGGUCUGCACCAUACGGCUAGGCUGCUGCGUGGUCCCUCUCCUGCCAUGCCCCUCUCAUUGUUGGCUCCCUGCCCCCUCCAUCCGCUUCUUUCGCUCGCCCCUGCACCACCCACCCCUCCACUAGCCCUUCUGGAGAGAAUCUCUUGCACGUGGAGGGGAGGGGUGGGGGGAGGGGGGGCAGCGCGUGGAGCUGUAAUAGGGAGUAUGGGGAAGGGGGGAGGGCUCAGCUGCAGGUGAGGAUGUCUCCCUUCCCGUCGGCUUUGGUCGUUAUCUCGCCAUCUGCUGUUUCAGUCUAGAGUAUUGCUUGCAUGUCCUUCAUUGCAAAUGACGUUCCAUCCUCCUAGUCUCUUCCUUGCCCGUCUCCCUACCCACUGGCCAUCUCUCCUCCCUCCUCUCUUUCCCACUCCCUCCCUCCCAGCAGUUCUUGUGGCAGCCCGUGCAGCCAUGCAAGGAGGGGCGGCACACAAGCUAGCUGCCUGCCGCCAUGCCAGCACCAGCGGCAGCAGCAGCAGCAGCGGCAGCAGCAGCGGCGGCGGCAGCAGCAGCAGCAGCAGCAGCAGCGGCAGCAGGUGCAGCAGCCAUGGGCCUUAGGAGGAGGUGCGGUAGGAGGAGGUGCGGUAGGAGGAGGAGUGGUAGGAGGAGGAGUGGUAGGAGGAGGAGCGGAGGGGCAGACGGGCACAGGGGCAUGCUUCAGCAGAGCAAUCGAACAGCUAAGUACCCCCUCGCUCUCCUCUAGGCCCUUGCCUUUCCACACCAUCUGUCAUCUGCACUUUCAUGAUUGGCAGAAUAUCCUCCCUUUGCUGCUCAUGCCCCCACCCACCAUCAUCUCACUCCGCUGUUCCUUCACCUCUCCACUGUUUCAAAACUCACAACUGGUUGCCACCACGCUCACAUGCCACAGACGAACCACAGCUGGUAUAAC